Molecule: messenger RNA, 1704 nt
Organism: Penicillium samsonianum
Lineage: Eukaryota; Fungi; Ascomycota; Eurotiomycetes; Eurotiales; Aspergillaceae
Product: Alpha/Beta hydrolase protein
Exons: 6
Coding region: 55-1704 (549 amino acids)
Molecular function (GO): dipeptidyl-peptidase activity
Source: RefSeq, a predicted model, not a curated record
CCUCAUUCAAUCUGGAACUAAUCGAAUUCCAAUUAUUGUCCCCUUUUCGGGAUUAUGGAAUCCACGGACGUUGAAAUACGCUGGCGUCAUCUCCCUCCUCCGGAAGAGUCUAAAGCAUACCUGGGAUUUCAUCCAUUGGUAACCGUGUUACCGGUGGGCCAUAAGCGAAGGGAAAACUCUCGUCCCCUUCAUGAGCCCAUGGUUUUUGAGCGAGAUCAAACCGUUCGCCUUCGUGACGGAACCAAGAUUUAUGCCGAUAUAUAUCGUCCUACCAAUGAGACUGUUGUCCCGGCUAUCAUGGUUUGGGGCCCGUAUGGGAAGUCGGGCAGUGGACACUUGAACCUCGGUUCUUUCCCGCUGCGAGUUGGUGUAGCAGAAACCCGACUCUCCGGCUAUGAGAGUUUUGAAGGCCCUGACCCUGCUGAAUGGGUACCACGAGGCUACGCUAUUGUGAACGUGGAUGCCAGGGGCUCAAUGGAUUCAGAAGGAUCCAUGAGAUUCUGGGGUUCCGGUGACGGGAAAGACGGAUACGACGCUAUUGAGGAGAUUGCAGGUCUACCAUGGUGUAAUGGCAAAGUAGCCAUGCUAGGGAACUCCUGGCUGGCUAUAUCACAGUGGUUCAUUGCCGCUGAGAGGCCGCCACAUCUGGCUUGUAUAGCUCCUCUUGAAGGCGUCAGUGAUCCAUUCCGGGAGCAGUUUCGUCGAGGGGGAAUUCCUGAGUUGCAAUUUUGGAAGGCGUUAUCAGGCCUUCUCUGCGGUCCGUAUCGAUGUCGCAAUGAUGUGGAAGAUAUCGUGACAAUGGCGGAGGAGUCAGACCUUACGAAUUCUUACUGGGAGGACAAAAGAGCGAAAAUAGACCAAAUCCAGGUCCCUGCAUACAUUUUGGCCAGCUAUUCGACGAUGCUUCACACGCUGGGAUCUCUCCGAGGCUAUGAAGAAAUUCCCCACAAUAAGAAAUGGCUUGUGAUCCAUGGGACUCAGGAAUGGUACGACCUGUACUCCCCCGAGAGAAUUCAGGAAUUGAACGUUUUCUUUGACUGUUACACGAAAGCCCCGAAUGAUUGGGAGAGUACACCGCGUGUGCGCGCUACUGUACUUCCAUUCAACCAGCCGGCGCUGACUGAAAUCCCUUUCGAAGAACCUGUCUGGCCUCAUCGCCAAACUAAUAACAAACGAUUGUUUUUGAACUCAGAGGGUCGUUUGACAGAGAUUCAGCCCCAAGAGCCGGGACAAUCGGUAUACCAAGCCGAUAUUGCGCCAAUUUGGCAAAGAGAUAACGACCCAGGAGAAAUCCAGUUUUCGUUCACCUUCCCUCAGCGAACAACUAUUCUCGGCUCGUCGCGUGCUAUUAUUUACGUUGAGACAAAGAAGGGGCCAGAUAUGGAUGUCUAUGUGCACCUAAGAAAAGCAGACCGGACUGGAAAGCUUCUACAGCAUGUCAAUAUACCACUCAAUGAUUUGGGGGUUGCUUCUGCAGAAGAAGUUCCUUUGACAAAUCCAAUGAAAUAUUUCGGUCCACAUGGCAUCCUGAGGGGAUCUUGCCGAGAUGUCGCGGAAGAAUUGUCGAAACCUCACUGGAAAACGCUCUCGCACAGGAAGCGUCUGCCGGUAAAGGUGGGAGAGGCAAUGAGAUUGGAGAUUGAGAUCUGGCCUACGGCUGGUCAUGAAGAUCUCGGGCCAUUUCAUGGGCCCUGCCGAGUUUGA